Messenger RNA from Amorphotheca resinae ATCC 22711, 678 nucleotides. RefSeq lists its product as hypothetical. NCBI's taxonomy places the organism in Eukaryota, Fungi, Ascomycota, Leotiomycetes, Helotiales, Amorphothecaceae. The coding region runs from base 1 to 678 and encodes 225 amino acids. The transcript is spliced from 2 exons. Gene Ontology annotation, biological process: positive regulation of proteasomal ubiquitin-dependent protein catabolic process; protein polyubiquitination; ubiquitin-dependent protein catabolic process. Gene Ontology annotation, molecular function: ubiquitin protein ligase activity; ubiquitin conjugating enzyme binding; zinc ion binding. The record is from RefSeq and is a predicted model, not a curated record. Gene Ontology annotation, cellular component: cytoplasm; ubiquitin ligase complex.
AUGGAUUUUAGUGAUCGUCAGAUCCUAGAAGACCUUCUAAAAUCUGGUACAGCUAUCUCCCGCCAGGCAAUUGAAGAUGGCCCGGUACGCACAGGCCAGCAGGACGAGCUAGAGAAAGAGUGCGACAUCUGCGCUGAAGUCAAGCCAGUGUCAGAAUUUCAUCAAGGAAAGAUCACUCCACGAUGCAAACACUACUCGGAUAUCUGCAAGGACUGUCUCGGUAGGGACAUCGAUGUUCAGUUAGCGACCAAGGUUUGGCACACACUCAGCUGUGCUUUCUGCAGAUCCACUAUGCCAACUGAUCUUGUGCAACAAUACAUCCAACCCGAUCAGUUUGAAAAGUAUCGAGACUACAUGACUGCUCACCAGAUUAAAGACCUUAAGAACUUUUGCUGGUGCGCUCAUUCCAGCUGCCGCUGCGGCCAGGUACACAACAAUAUCAAGAGCCGUCAGAUGGUCUGCUACAAAUGUGGCAAUGUCACUUGUUACAAAUGCAAGAUCCCAUGGCACGAUGGUCAGACUUGCAAGGCCGCCAUAGCUGAAUAUUACCAAGGCCGUUACAAGACAGAGGAGGAACUCUCGGCAGCCGCUAUCGCGAGACUUACUAAUACUUGUCCUAAAUGCAAGGUACCCAUCCAAAGGGAUGGUGGAUGUCAGCACAUGAGGUGCAGUAAGUAG